UCAUCAACCGGUCCGGCCUCAUGCCACAGCAUUCCCUGGUCCGUAGAUCGCCUUCGUGAGUACUUUGCCUGGAUUCAUCUGGAAUUUAAACCUCAGUUGUCGGUUCAAGCGGCCAACUUGUUGCAACAAUACUACGUCUGGCGGAGACGUCACAUUACCGCGGAAUUCACUGCACAACAGUCAACGCUACAGGGACGAAGCACUUUGCGUCUGCUGGAAAGUUUGGUUCGUUUGACAAAAGCUCACGCGCGCCUAAUGGCUCGCCACAAUGCUGGAGAUGAGGUAAGAUUGACAAAACCUACAUAUUGA
Messenger RNA from Echinostoma caproni, 309 nucleotides. The record is from the annotation of a GenBank genome assembly. NCBI's taxonomy places the organism in Eukaryota, Metazoa, Platyhelminthes, Trematoda, Plagiorchiida, Echinostomatidae.